CUGGCAGCACUGGUUGAAACUGACAACGAUAACUACGUGGCCGCAGCUGGUAUUGUUAAAUUUGUUUAAAAUUCCUGUAGAAAAAGUGAACAAAUGCCAACAAUGCUGGGAAAAAUUAUAUUUACAUUGACCAGCCUGUUACUGCUGGCCGCACAGUUUGGCGAGGCCUUUAUAGUCAGCGUGGACGCGCACAACGAAGAAUGUUUCUUCGAGAAUGUUGAAGGUGGCACCAAGUUUGGUGUUACAUUUGAGGUAAUCGAUGGCGGCUUCCUAGAUGUGGAUAUUAAAAUCACUGGGCCCGACAACAUUGUUUUGCACGAGAGCGAAAAGGAGUCUUCCGGCAAAUAUACAUUUGCUGCCCCCGCCAAGGGAAUCUACACGAUUUGCUUCAACAACGAGCGCAGCAGCAUGACCCCCAAACUGGUUAUGUUCUCCAUAGAUGUAGGCGAGACACCCCAGCGGGCACCCGGCGCUCCCGGUGAAGAGGAGGCUGGCCACACCAAGCUGGAAGACAUGAUACGCGAGCUAUCGGGCACAUUGACCAGUGUCAAGCAUGAGCAGGAAUACAUGCAUGUUCGUGACAAAAUUCAUCGAUCGGUGAACGAAAGCACCAACUCCCGUGUGGUUCUGUGGUCCACAUUUGAGGCUUUGGUCUUGGUGCUGAUGACCGUCGGUCAAGUGUACUAUCUGAAACGUUUCUUCGAGGUCAAGCGGGUGGUGUAAAUGUGAAAAGAAAGUGUGAAUUAUGUUAAGAAGGAUGCUAGUAGAUGGAAGGACGUAUAGAACGAGUAAACAACAAGUCUCAGCCUAAUUUAAAUGAUUAACUAAAUCCUCUUUUUUUUGUAAUAAAAUUUAAAAGUAAACAAAAAUAUGCAGAUGU
Messenger RNA from Drosophila willistoni, 880 nucleotides. RefSeq names its product transmembrane emp24 domain-containing protein 2 (gene CHOp24). NCBI's taxonomy places the organism in Eukaryota, Metazoa, Arthropoda, Insecta, Diptera, Drosophilidae. Gene Ontology annotation, biological process: intracellular protein transport; endoplasmic reticulum to Golgi vesicle-mediated transport; Golgi organization. Gene Ontology annotation, cellular component: endoplasmic reticulum; COPII-coated ER to Golgi transport vesicle; Golgi apparatus. The transcript is spliced from 3 exons. The record is from RefSeq and is a predicted model, not a curated record. Bases 94 to 723 code for a protein of 209 amino acids.